Candoia aspera is the source of this 5029-nucleotide messenger RNA. RefSeq names its product polypyrimidine tract binding protein 1 (gene PTBP1). The record is from RefSeq and is a predicted model, not a curated record. Gene Ontology annotation, cellular component: nucleus. The coding region runs from base 112 to 1785 and encodes 557 amino acids. Lineage: Eukaryota; Metazoa; Chordata; Lepidosauria; Squamata; Candoiidae. The transcript has 15 exons. Gene Ontology annotation, molecular function: mRNA binding. Gene Ontology annotation, biological process: mRNA processing; regulation of RNA splicing; regulation of cell differentiation.
GAGCCUUUCCGCGCCGCCAUUUUGUGAGUCUAUAUAACACGUAGCCGUUGGAUCCGCUCCUGCUACUCCGGCGCCUGCACUCCGCUUCCCUUCGGGCCGCCUUCGUGUGCCAUGGACGGCAUUGUCCAAGAUAUAACAGUUGGUACAAAGCGGGGAUCUGACGAACUUUUCUCUACUUGUGUCACUAACGGACCCUUUAUCAUGAGCAGCAACUCUGCUUCUGCAGCCAAUGGAAACGACAGCAAAAAAUUCAAAGGUGACAGCAGAAGUGCAGGAGUUCCAUCACGAGUAAUCCACAUCCGUAAACUACCUAGUGACGUUACAGAAGCUGAAGUUAUUUCCUUGGGGUUGCCUUUUGGAAAGGUCACAAACCUAUUAAUGUUAAAAGGAAAAAAUCAGGCUUUUAUAGAAAUGAACACAGAAGAAGCAGCUAACACUAUGGUGAGCUACUAUACCACAAUCGCUCCUGUCCUCCGGAGUCAGCAGAUCUACAUUCAAUUUUCUAAUCACAAAGAGUUGAAGACAGAUAAUUCUCCAAACCAGGCACGUGCUCAAGCAGCCUUGCAAGCAGUAAAUUCUGUCCAAUCUGGGAAUCUGGCACUGUCUGCUUCUGCUGCAGCUGUGGAUGCUGGCAUGGCCAUGGCUGGUCAGAGUCCAGUCCUAAGGAUCAUUGUGGAAAACCUCUUCUAUCCUGUUACUCUAGAUGUCCUACAUCAGAUUUUCUCCAAAUUUGGGACAGUGCUGAAAAUAAUCACAUUUACCAAGAACAACCAGUUUCAGGCACUCUUGCAAUAUGCAGAUCCUAUGAGUGCCCAGCAUGCCAAAUUGUCUCUUGAUGGGCAGAACAUCUACAACGCUUGCUGCACCCUCCGCAUUGACUUUUCCAAGCUCACGAGCCUCAAUGUAAAAUACAACAAUGAUAAAAGCAGAGACUAUACCCGGCCAGACCUGCCUUCUGGAGACAACCAGCCCUCCCUUGAUCAGACCAUGGCAGCUGCUUUUGGUGCUCCAGGGAUCAUUUCUGCCUCUCCUUAUACAGGGGCUGGCUUCCCUCCUGCUUUUGCAAUUCCUCAAGCUGCAGGCCUCUCAGUUCCAAAUGUACAUGGAGCACUUGCUCCUUUGGCUAUCCCAUCAGCCGCAGCAGCCGCAGCUGCCGCAGGACGGAUUGCUAUUCCUGGCCUUACCGGGGCAGGGAACUCCGUUCUGCUGGUUAGCAAUUUGAACCCAGAGAGAGUUACACCCCAAUGCCUCUUUAUUCUUUUCGGGGUAUAUGGUGAUGUACAAAGAGUGAAGAUUUUGUUCAAUAAGAAGGAGAAUGCCUUGGUUCAAAUGGCAGAUGGCAAUCAAGCUCAGCUGGCCAUGAGCCAUCUCAACGGUCAAAAGCUGCAUGGGAAGCCCAUCCGCAUCACUCUGUCAAAACACCAGACAGUGCAAUUGCCACGUGAAGGACAGGAAGACCAAGGGCUGACCAAGGAUUAUGGCAACUCCCCUCUUCAUCGCUUUAAGAAACCAGGUUCCAAGAACUUCCAAAACAUCUUUCCCCCUUCUGCCACUCUUCACCUCUCCAAUAUUCCGCCUUCAAUAAUAGAAGAUGACCUCAAGCUGCUCUUCUCGAGUAAUGGUGGGAUGGUGAAAGGCUUCAAAUUCUUCCAGAGAGACCGCAAGAUGGCUCUCAUCCAGAUGGGAUCCGUGGAAGAAGCCAUUCAGUCACUCAUUGACCUCCAUAAUCAUGACCUUGGUGAGAACCACCACUUGCGUGUGUCCUUUUCAAAAUCCACAAUUUAAGUGCUUUGGAAAAGCAUGCAGCAAGAUGGACCUGACUGAAAAACAAACCACCGCUCUUCUUAACAGGCUCAGCCUUGCAUUUUUUUCUAAUGGCUGGACCACCAGCUUGGGGUGGGACAACUUCCAUCAUUCCAGAAACAAAAAAGCCACUUUAUAAGAGGGAGAGAGAGAAUGCAACUGAAGUGACCUUAAAAGACAACAGAUUUUAUUUUUUUAAGGAAGAAAACAGUUCACUGUUUUUUUAAAAAAAAUAAUUAAAUCUUAAUUCACAUUGCUAUAAUCUUUCUUGCAGAGAAUGAGAUAACAAUCUUUGACCAGGAAAAAAAAAAUCACAAGCUUAAACGUUUACAUUCUUUGUUGGAAGCCUCUCUGGGAGUCUCUCUUACCUUUUCUCCCACACUUAAACAAAAACAGUCCCCUCCCCUCCCCAAGCAGCUUAUCAACUUCACAGUGAUGCCUUCCUUUAUCCAUGAGCUCUGGAAGAGACCCCCAAACUGUGCAGUUAGCUUUAGCAUCUCUUUUUAUAAUUCCCCAAACACAGAUGCCUUGGGAAGGGGAGGGGGGCAGGGAGCAGAAUCAUUGCCUUUUCCCUCAGCCUUUCAUUGAUUAUCCUCUGGUGCCUUAGACCUUUUUUUUACCUAAGGUGGAAGGAACAGCAGAUACUGGGGGAAGUUGAUGGUUGCUGUCUUGCCCAGAGGAGUAGGCAAGACAGAAUAACUUGACUUUCUCAGUUGAUCAAUCUAGCAAUUUCUGCGUAAAAUGUCUUAACUUGCAGAUUGUUGUGUUAAUUUCCGUGCCCACAGCGUUUCUCGCCAAGUGGAUGUUGAUAAAAAUUCCUUCACUAAUAGUAUAUUGAAGCUCAGAUUAAUGAGGGAUGGAGGGAGAGGGAAGAUUCCUUAUCCCACCCAUCAACAUUUCAUUGUCUGCAAUAAGUUUCAUUGGGUUCUGCUUGAUCCAAGUAGUCCCAGACUUUAGAAAUUGAAGCCCAAGAACAGAUCUGUAUAGGAGUAUCAGACUUCAUGGACUUGAGUUUCAGAUUGUCUAUUUUGGGCUCAUACUUAAAGGGUUGUUUAAGAUGCCUUUAUACCCCACUCCUGAAUUCACCCCUUACAGCAAGACCUCUCGUAGUAGUAGUAGCUUCAACUUCUUUUUUUAAUCCCUUUUAUUAUAUUUUUUUUUUUACAUACAGUCUUUGCCUAGCAAUAUUUCCAGUUGACCAAAUAUUCUAACGAAUUCAUAUAUAAAAAGGCAAUAGUAUAUUUUCUUUUAUAGAUAAGAUGGUAUGAAUAUAUCUGACUUGCUCUUCUAUUACCCUUGUAUCCUGUACUCUUAUAUUUUUGUUUGUAAGCUGGAAAACUAGUGCAGGAGUUUAGUUUAUCAAGGUGAUUUCAUGGCUGAAAAUUAACGUUAUACUUUGAAAAAUAUUUAAAGUAGCAACCUUCACUUGUUUCGAAAAGGAGACCCACAUUUAAAGGGUAAUCUUAGUUUAAUAACAUGCUUAUUUAAAGAAUAUAAACUAACAUCUUUUUCUGAGUAGCACCUAAAAUGCCAUCCUUAGUGGCCUCCCACUUUUCCAUGCUGAUCUACCUUCUUUGUAUUCCAGUGUUGCCUUACAUUGCGCUCCAACUCAUGUAAGAUUUUUAAAGAUAACCAGAAUCUUAUACUUAAUAUCAGGGUUACUUACUCAAAUUGUGGACCAAAGUUAUUUUUUCAGUGUAUGUGGUGUUGUCUCUCAAGUCACUGUGUUCCCUGCUGUUUCACAGGAGCUGUUGAUGUGCUUUUGUCAUUGCUUUUGGAAAAGUCUUAAUUUUUUUUUUAAAAAAUCCUCCCCAAUAUUACGGGGAACCAAUCUAUGCUGGAGGAAUGUGUGAUGUUUUGAGUGGGGUUCUGCUUGGAUGGCCAGCAUAACACGAAUUUCAGCUAUUUAACAACUGUCCUCUUUUGGCUAAACAGUGCCAUCUCGGAAAAUUAAAAUAACAGUAUCUGCUAAACAAUUCCCCUGACUAUUACAGUUUCUCAUCAGAAAUAUUGAUUCACACAAUCAGAUGGUGCUAACUUGGGGUACAGGGUAGCCUAGUCGAAUUUUGGGGGGCAGUCUAGUCACUCGUACAGGGCGGGCUGCUGAGGUUGUGUUCCAGGCCUCUGCAAUCACAGGUAGAAAUAGCCCAUUGCUGGCCCAUAGCAAGCGGUUUGCCACUAAAACGUCAUUGUGCAGUGCGGUUGGAGGAAGUUACGUCUAAAAAGUAUCUUGCCCUGUAAAUGAAUGUGUUCUUCCCCAAUUAAGCAGCAGUUUCUAAUGGGUUGUUGGGAAUGGGCAGUCAAAGCCUCUGUUUCCCUUAUGCACUCUGCAGAAGUGGGCUAGCAAGCAAGAUCAGCAGCUGCCAUUCAGAGAGGAUUUAGAGACUCUUGCAGGCCAUGGAGGAACAGAGUCCGGUUCUAAAUGCCCAGAACCAAGGGUGAGGGGCAUUAGAAGUUUGGGGAGGCAGAAAAGAAUUUCCCAGUGGCUGCCAGCUCACAGCCGAUACCUUACAUUCACUAGCACAAAAUUAAAGUUAAAGAGACAAGUUCUAAAGAUCUUUGGGAUUUAGGCCUUCAGAAUGACCCAGCCACCAAUGGCACUCGACAAUAACACUGGAUCCUAGCAGAACCUUGGUUAGAAUGGUCUGAAGUUUAACUUCUUAAGUGUUCCAUAAGUCUCUCUUGUUCUCGGAACACAGCCUCUCCUUGCUGAGCUCUUUGGUAACUUGAAUCAGCGAGACAUUAAGGUUUCUCUUUGUGUGUUUGGGUGUGUUUUUCCAAGAGGCACACAGACCUUACUGCAGUUUAAUUGGGAAGAGGGGCUUCAUCCUUUUUUCGAUACCUGUGUUUUUUUGCAUGUAAAUGUGAGUAAUGAGAAAAAAGGUGUAAAUAUUUAUAAUUUUUUAUACCUGUUGUAAGACAUGAGGGGGGUGGCAGAACUCGAGUUUUUACAGCAAAACAAAUGUAUUGUAUAUUUUGAUAACCAACUAUUAAAGGUUCAGUAUUGGGGUUGGGAUGGGAGGGCUACCAUACACACAAGAAAUUUGAUUGCCUGGCUUAAAAAAUGUAAUGCAAAAAAAAUUGAAAUUAAAAGUAUUUUAUAACAAAAUGUAGUACCUUUUUCUGUAGUGUUUAGGUAUUUGCUUGUUUGGAUUGUAGAAAACAGUCAAUGGCCUCUCUGUACUACUUUUUAUUUUGGCUUUCAAUAAAUGUCUUCUGUAUUCUU